Messenger RNA from Sclerotinia sclerotiorum 1980 UF-70, 1527 nucleotides. RefSeq lists its product as hypothetical. Gene Ontology annotation, molecular function: transmembrane transporter activity. The coding region runs from base 1 to 1527 and encodes 508 amino acids. Gene Ontology annotation, cellular component: membrane. Lineage: Eukaryota; Fungi; Ascomycota; Leotiomycetes; Helotiales; Sclerotiniaceae. Gene Ontology annotation, biological process: transmembrane transport. The transcript is spliced from 2 exons. The record is from RefSeq and is a predicted model, not a curated record.
AUGGCUGCCCACUUCUCUUCAAUCAUCGAUGUUGUGUCGUCGAAAGAUGAGCCUAUUGCCACCCCUCUUGCUGCCCCUCAGAGAUCAGUUACCCGAACGUACCAUUCCGUCCAACAACCCAAUGCCAUUGAGCUCGAUUCCAUAAAAUGGGCACCAAAUAUCAAUAGACCGCCUGCUUCGGGGACUACAACACCUGGAGUAGAAUCUGUGUCCGGAUGGUCAACUCCUGGCUGGCAAUCUUCGGUAACGCCAAGUGCCCUGGAAAUCAGUCGACCACAAACCCCAGACAACGAGCCAGAACAUAUCAUUCAAAGCUUCUCCAAUCCUCCCAAAAAUAGGUUCAGAAUGACAUCGACCUGUUUGUUGAAUUUUGGCAACGGUUUGAGUGAUGCUGCAGCUGGUCCACUCAUUCCGAAAAUGAUCGUGGCCUAUGCUAUUCAAGAACGACUAGUAUCUCUCAUAUUCAUAACCCAAGCAAUAGGUUAUAUUUCAGCGGCCUUUUGCAUCGAUGCUAUUAGAGCUCGAAUGGGAAGAGCCAAAUCCAUCAUGCUUGCCGAAGCUAUCAUGAGUAUCGGUUAUGUGAUGAUCGUUACCAAUCCUCCGUUCCCUGUGGUCGUCGUGGCAUUCUUAUUCAUCGGAUUCGGCAUGGCAAUCAAUUUGUCUUUAUCAAAUGUUUUUGCUGCGAACCUCGAUAAUGGUACUAGAAUGUUAGGAUUCAUGCAUGGUGCUUACGGAAUCGGAGGUAUUAUUGCUCCAUUGUCAGCUACCGCGCUCGUCUCAGCUGGCGUUUUAUGGAGUCAUUACUAUUUCAUUCCGCUAGGAAUGACUCUCGCGAAUCUCGCCUUUGCCGGAUGGGCGUUCUGGGAUUACGAAGAUCCAAAUGAAGUCGCCCUGCUCAAUCGAACGCCCUCAGGAAACAAACCGAAAUUCAGCGCAAAGAAGGAGUUGAUAGAAAUGUUAAAAGCUGCCAAGUUGAGAGCUGUCUUGAUUGGAGCUAUUUUCAUCUUCUCGUACCAAGGUGCAGAAGUUUCUAUCUCCGGAUGGGUCGUCUACUUCCUUCAACAAGUUAGAGGCGCCAAUACCGACGCUGGUUAUGUUACUGCUGGAUUUUGGGGAGGUAUUACCCUCGGUCGUUUCUUCCUAUCCCCCAUCGGACACAAGAUUGGCGAGAGGAAGUUUGUUGUUAUCGUUGUGGUUUUGUCGGCUAUUUUUGAAGGGCUUGUUUGGAGUGUUCCGAAUAUCAUUGGAGACGCUGUGGCGGUUUCUAUCGUCGGUCUCCUUCUAGGGCCCGUCUAUCCAUGUGCCGCUUACAUCUUCACUCGCAUUAUUCCUCGCCAAUACCAAGUUAGUGGAAUGAGUGUCAUCAGUGCUCUUGGUAGUUCUGGCGGUGCCAUUGCUCCUUUCACUACCGGAGUGUUGGCCCAGGCGGUGGGCAAUUUCGUCUUGCAUCCUAUUGCUUUGGGCCUCUUCGUGGUCAUGAUGAUUUGCUGGUUCUCAUUGCCGACGGUGCAGAAGAAGGAAGAGUAG